Messenger RNA from Corticium candelabrum, 609 nucleotides. RefSeq lists its product as uncharacterized. The record is from RefSeq and is a predicted model, not a curated record. The transcript has 2 exons. The coding region runs from base 51 to 476 and encodes 141 amino acids. Lineage: Eukaryota; Metazoa; Porifera; Homoscleromorpha; Homosclerophorida; Plakinidae.
AUACUUUUUCAUUGCCAUUGCAAAUUGUUUUCUUGUCUGGCUGCAUAUUGAUGGCGCUGGUGAUCGUCCGGCUACGAAAGGCUCAAGCUUUCAGAGAGUCGUGCCUCAGCAACGCCGCGUCCCGCACGCACAAAGCGAUCGAGAAACGUUUUCUUCUCGUCGUCAUCGUCGUCCCACUCUGCUUCGGCGCAAUCUUCACGGGUACCACUGUCUACGACAGAUUGUCGAUGAGAAUAAUUGCCGACUACUUUGAUUAUGUCUACUGUCUCCACAAACAUCCCGACGACCACUCACUUUGUUCCGCAGACUUCCGCAAUUACGGCUACAUCAUCGCGUGUCUAAUCGGUUUGCUCCUUUUAAAUGUGCAAAUUUUUGUCGUGUUGGCCUCUACCGUCAUGCCUCGACCUGCGCGCCGAUUUUGGCGCGAUCGUUUGCUCACUCUUGUGCGAUGCUGUCGCACGAAAACCAAUCGGUAGAGGAAAUGGCGUCGAAGACACAAGUGAGAGGUUUGAGCCUUUGACUUGUGAACCGUGAUUGGCUCGAAUCGAUAGGAGAUGUGGUAGUCUUGUUAGUUAGCGUUCUAGUUUGUCUUUUUGGUGUAAAGUAGAU